This is a messenger RNA of Anoplophora glabripennis (Asian longhorned beetle), 834 nucleotides long. RefSeq names its product peroxiredoxin-6-like. The record is from RefSeq and is a predicted model, not a curated record. The transcript is spliced from 4 exons. Gene Ontology annotation, biological process: cell redox homeostasis. Gene Ontology annotation, molecular function: oxidoreductase activity; antioxidant activity. Bases 85 to 762 code for a protein of 225 amino acids. NCBI's taxonomy places the organism in Eukaryota, Metazoa, Arthropoda, Insecta, Coleoptera, Cerambycidae. Gene Ontology annotation, cellular component: cytosol; mitochondrion.
AUAUAUAUCAAAUUUAUCAAUACAUAUUCACUUCUUAGUUUAGUGCAUAUUUUACUAUUUCUCAAGGUGCAAUUUAAAAUAAAAAUGCCUACUCUGAGACUGGGUGACACCGUUCCUAACUUUUCUGCAGAAACAACAAAGGGCAAUAUCAAUUUCUAUGAAUGGCAAGAAGAUAAAUGGGUUAUAUUAUUCUCACAUCCAAAAGAUUUCACCCCCGUGUGUACCUCAGAGUUAUCAAAAAUUGCAGUUUAUGAACCCUACUUCAGCAAAAGGAAUGUCAAGUUUCUGGCCCAUUCCUGUGACAGCUUAAAAGAGCAUUUAGCUUGGGUUAAAGACAUUAUUUCUUACUGUCGGCAUCUACCGAGUAACGACCUGCACUUCCCCAUCAUAGCAGACGAGAACGGAGAGCUAGCUACAUUGCUGGAUCUGUUCGAUAGAUUCACCGACGAAAAUAAUAAAUUGUUGACCUCUAGGCCGUUGUAUAUAAUUGAUCCCCAACACAAGCUACGAUUUAUGCUGCGGUAUCCCGUUACGACUGGACGGAAUCCAAAAGAAAUACUGAGAGUAUUAGAGUCUAUGCAAAUAUGUGAUCGAAUACCGCAGGUUGAAACACCAAUGGACUGGAUGCUGGGCAAUAAGGUGCUGGUAAAAUCUGAGGUCAAAGAAAGUGAAAUAAGAAGAAUCUUUCCGAAUGGCACCCAAACUGAAUUUGUUACUUGUAGAGGUGCAAUUAGAUCAGUGGAAGACUACGAAUUAUUCUAAAAACCUAUAAAUAAGUAUUGAAAUUAGUCAAUUUAAAUUUUUCAGUUCGAUUAUAUAUUUUUACAGUAUCGA